AUCUAUGAGCCAUGUGGUGUUUACUUAUUUGAUUUAAAAAAAGUAUUAAUUGUUCAUUUUUCAUAAAUCAAGAUUUUGGCUUUGCUUCUGCAUUAUUGUACAACUUGGUUUAGUUGUGCACUGCUAUGAAGGUUUAAUACAUUUAAUAUUAGAGAAAAUGCCGCUUGCUCCAGAACAUGAAUAUGAAUUGCAGCUGCCGUUCGGGCCGCCGCCCGUGCUGCCUGACGUCCAGAAGCAGCUGAAGGAGUACCUGGUGCGUCCUGACCGCCUGCCGAUACACGACUACGAGCGUGCGCAGCAGUUCUGGCCGCGCCAGACCGACCCCAGCUCCCUCUACAACUACGAUGUCACUCCUGCCGGAUCCGUCCUGAAGUUCGACAGAGACCCGUCGACCGGCAGGCUGCUGGACUUCCGGGAGGUGUGGGUGGGUGACCAGGGCAGCACCGCCAAGAACUCCAUGUCGCUGAGCCGCGCCCCCGGGCCCACGAACGAGGCAACGAGGGGCAGCGCCAACAGCUUCCCCUUCUGGCCCGGGGGCUUCCCGGAGCCCUCGCUGGAUGCCUUCACCGACCACUUGGAUGGCGACAUUGACUUUGAAAAUGACCUGCUGGUUGUCCCCCCCAACUUCGCCAGGGGCGUGGAGUUUGGGCCGGAUGGCUUCACCAAGCUGACGGAGGUAGACAAGGGGACCGGGACGGAAGAGCUGGGCCCCACACCGCCUGUCGCCGCCGCCGGCAAGGAGGGGAGGGAGACAGGUGUGAUAAACCUCACGUCCGUGCUGCGCGAGGAGGAGGCAGUGUUCCUGGACCUCUGGAAGGACACGGAAGCGGACCGUGCCAAGGAGAUCAAGGCUGCCGCCAAGCCGGCCGUGCAUGCGCUGGCCAUAGACGAAGAGCUUGCAGAGGUCGUACCCAAGGAGGACAUCGUCCCGGUGUUGAGGAUCACAGAGACGGCUCCGCUCCAGGGGCCGACCAGCACCAAGUGGGCAGAGGUGCUGGACGUCUCGCAGCCCGUCACCGACUUCCACCAGCGCAUACCGGACAUGGCGAAGGUGUGGGAGUUCGAGCUGGACCCGUUCCAGAAGCAGGCCAUCUUAAAGCUGGAGGAGCACGCCAACGUGUUCGUCGCCGCCCACACGUCUGCCGGCAAGACAGUGGUAGCAGAGUACGCUAUCGCCCUCUCUCAGAAGAACAAGACUCGAGCUGUUUACACGUCACCCAUCAAAGCAUUGUCAAACCAGAAGUACCGAGACUUCAAGAACACGUUUGGAGAUGUUGGCCUGAUCACUGGAGACUUCCAGAUCAAUCAGACAGCAUCCUGCCUUAUCAUGACCACCGAAAUUCUUCGCUCCAUGUUGUACCGAGGCAGUGAAGUGUCUCGCGACUUGGAGUAUGUUAUAUUUGACGAGGUGCAUUACAUCAAUGAUUCAGAGCGCGGCCACGUGUGGGAGGAGGUGCUGAUUCUGCUGCCCGCGCACGUGAGCAUCGUGAUGCUGAGUGCCACGGUGCCCAACACGCUGGAGUUCGCGGACUGGGUGGGCCGCACCAAGCAGAAGAAGAUGUACGUCAUCAGCACGCUGAAGCGGCCCGUGCCCCUGCAGCACUUCCUGUACACGGGGUCGGGCGGCAAGUCGCGCGACGAGCGCUUCCUGGUGCUCGACGGCGACCGGGUGUUCAACGAGGCCGGGUACCGGGCGGCCGUGGCGGCCAAGAAGUCGCGAGAGACCGCCUUCGCGACCAAGUACGGGCAGCGGGACGCCGGCAGGGUGCAGAUGACGCCCAAGCAGGAGAAGACCAUGUGGAUCGGGCUGAUCGACCACUUGCAGAAGCAUGACAAGCUGCCCGUGGUGGCCUUCACGCUGUCCCGCAACCGCUGCGACCAGACCUCGGAGAACCUGUCCUCCGUGGACCUGACCACGAGCACGGAGAAGCACCGUAUCCGAGCCUUCUUCCAGCAGUGCAUCCAGAAGCUGAAGGAGCCCGACCGGGAGCUGCCGCAGGUGAAGAAAAUGCAAGGCCUGUUGAUGCAAGGAAUUGGCAUCCACCACAGCGGAAUACUGCCGAUACUGAAGGAAAUAGUUGAGAUGUUAUUCCAGGAAGGUCGUGUGAAACUCCUGUUUGCCACGGAAACCUUUGCCAUGGGAGUGAACAUGCCUGCCCGCACGGUGCUGUUCGACUCGAUCCGCAAGUUCGACGGCGUGAGCAUGCGGACGCUCCUGCCCGCGGAGUACAUCCAGAUGGCUGGGCGAGCGGGCCGCCGUGGCCUGGACAAGACCGGCACGGUCAUCAUCAUCUGCAAGGGGGACGUGCCCGCACUGGCGACGCUGCGCGACAUGAUGCUGGGCCAGCCCACGCGACUGCAGUCCAAGUUCCGCCUGACCUACUCGAUGAUCCUGAACCUGCUGCGGGUGCAGAAGAUCUCCGUGGAGGGCAUGAUGUCGCGCUCCUUCAAGGAGCUGGACCACCAGCACAGCCAGGGCCGCUACAAGCGCCAGCUCAAGGCCGUGGAGGAGGAGAUGGAGCGCAUCGGCGGCUCCUCGCAGCCGGGAGCCAACUACGACCAGCUGCUCGAGUUCUACUGCACCGCCUCCGAGUUCCUGCAGCUGUGGGCCGACGUCCGGAGCGAGGUGCUGAGGCAGCCGCGCGCAGCCAAGGAGCUGGUGCCUGGUCGCGUGCUCCUCGUGUCGCACCAGCAGCACGCCAACAAGCUGGCGCUCCUGCUGAAGGUGGAGGCCCUGCGCAAGGAUGAGUAUCGCUACAAGGCACUCGUGCUUGUGGACCGCCACGGACCGCAUGACGGUGACGACGAGGUUCGCCUCUCCGUCAAGGACAAGCCGGAGGGGGAGAGCCGCCAUCGCGGCGAGGCCUGGUACAAGAUGAUGAGCUUUGCAGCGGGCGAGGCCAUCUACGUGCCGGACGGCGUCCCAGACCACGUUGUACUCACCCUCGCGCCGGAGGACAUCUUCGAGAUAACGAACCGCUUCAUCCGGGUCAACACAGACAUCGUCUAUGAUGACUGGACGAAGCGCCAGAAUCCAAGAUUCAGGGACGCGCCGGUGGGACCCACGUGUGCCCAGGCCGUGCAGGAGCUCACGGAACUCACGCACAACGUCCACUCCGGGAACGUGAAGCUGGAGUACUCACUGCUCACCAGGGACCUGCGAGUCAAAGACGUGGACAUCGUGAAGAAGCUGGCGCGCGUCAGCGAGCUGAGGCCGACGCUGUACCAGUUCCCGUGCACCAAGAUUGCUAACUUCGAGCAGCAGUUUGAGGAAGUGUUCCACCGCAAACAGCUUGCUGAGAAGAUAGAGAAGCUGAAGAUACUGCAGUCGGAUCAGAGCCUGUCCCUGUAUCCUGAGUACAUGAACAGGGUGAAGGUGCUGCAGUCGCUCAAGUAUAUUGAUCGCAACAACGCAGUGCAGCUGAAGGGCAAGGUGGCCUGCGACAUCGGCAACCACGAGCUGAUGAUCACGGAGCUGGUGCUGCACAACAUCCUGCUGGACCUGCAGCCGGCCGAGAUCGCGGCCUUGCUGUCCUGCCUUGUGUUCCAGCAGCGCACCAGCGCCCAGCCGCAGCUCACCCAGGCCCUCGUGGACGGCACCAAGAUCAUCCAGGUGAUCGCGGAGGGGAUCAUGUUGGUGGAGGACGCCCACGGCCUGCAGCAGGACUCAGGCCGAGAGUUCGAGAAGCUCAACUUCGGCCUCACAGAGGUCGUGUACGAGUGGGCCAGAGGGAAGAAAAAUAACCCCAUCUAACUGUAUGCAGAAAUGCAGGAAAAAACUGAAAGAGGACCCGGCUCAGUAUGCUGCACAUCUUGCUAUGGAAAGGAAUCGUGAUCAGAAGAGGAGGGAAGAAAGAAAACAUAAACUUUAAACAAGCAAAAGGGACCUUACAAUCAAACGUAGAAAAGAUGCUCUUAGACAGCAGGCUUGCAGAAAGAGGAAAGCAGAAGAAAAAACUAAACUUGCCCUCUCUUUAUCUUCUUCAACAGAAUUAGGGUCCUAUUCUUGUAGGCAAUCUUUGGGAAAAGCUGUGUCCAAGGUUAACGCAGCCCUGCCAAGUAGUCCUAGAAAGAAAAUUGCUGUUAUAAAGAAAUUGUAUAGUUCAGAAAUUAGUAGAGAUACUGUCCUGUCGAAAAACAAAGUUAAGAGGUUAGAUGCAGUAGAUCAUGAAACGGAAAGCAUAGUGAAAGAUUUUUAUUGCAAAGACACUAUAAGUAGGCCAACUCCUGGUCGUAAGGAUUCAAAGUCUGUAAAAAAUCAGGUGACAGGUAAACGGCAGCUUGUACAAAAGCGGUACAUGGUAAUGUCAGUCUUCGAAGCUUUAUAUUUAUUUAAAGCAGAGUAUCCUAACAUAGUAAAUGUGCGCAAGUCCAAAUUUUACGAACUGCGUCCGCAACAUGUUUUGCUGUGUUCUGAAACUCCACACAAUGUGUGUGUUUGUAUAUAUCAUGCAAAUUUUACUUUUCUUGUACAAACUAUAUCAAAUUCAGUGGUUGGGUUCCCUUGUACAUCCAAAGAAGUCUUGAAUGCAAUUUGUUGUGACACAAAAAGUGAAAAAUGUAUGACUUGUCAAUGUGCAGAAUGUAAAAAUGUGUACGAUUUGAUACCAGAUAACCCGGAAACACAAUCUGUUGUAUGGUCACAAUGGUCCGUAAUUGAUGGUAGGCCCAAAUUAACACAAGAUUCUGGGAUGAUAAUGAAUGCAGCUGAACUAUUGCAAGGAAAACUUAAACAUUUCAAGACUCAUUGCUUUGUAAAAGUUAUUCAGGAGGAGCACUCCCAAAACAUGAAAAAAAAACACAUGAAGUGAAGAUUGCACUUUGCAAAUAGAUUUCGCUGAAAAUUUUCCAAUCAUCCAACAAGAUGAAAUUCAAUCAGCCCACUGGUCCCACCAGCAAGUGACCAUAUUUACAGGUUGUGCCUGGGUUGCUGGUACUACGACAUCUUAUGCAGUAAUAAGUGAUAGCUUGAGUCAUGAUAAGUAUGCAGUAACUUAGUAGGUAAGCUGAACAACAGUUUCAUAAAUAACCCUUUUUUUAAAUUAUUAUUUAACUAUGUUAACCCAUUAGCCUCCUACUAUGAAAUUUGGAGAAUCAUUUACCAAAAGUAUAAACUAUUUAUAGGAAUUUUUGAAAAAUUUUCAAAAAUGCACUUUUUGAGAAAAUCAAAAUUUUAAAUUUGAUUUCUCAAAAAACACUUUUUAUAACAAAGUAUGUAGUGUAGUAUAUCAAAAGAAAGAGCAUUUAAAACUGAGUAAAAUUACACCACUGCCAUCUCUCUAGCUCAAUUAUGAGAAAAGCUAUGGUUUUCUCAAAAUAUGUCAGUUACUUUUUUUUUUGGCAGAUUUUGGGAAACUUUAAAUAGCAGUAAUUUUAAAACAGUUUGAGAUAUUUGGGGGGGAAAAAAUGGCAUUUAUCUUAAUCUCUAUGAGAACAACAUUUGUACAAAUUUCAUCAAAUACUGAGGUGGUCAAGUAAAUUUUUUUAUUU
Bacillus rossius redtenbacheri is the source of this 5490-nucleotide messenger RNA. It is a transcript of the gene tst, whose product is annotated as superkiller complex protein 2. Gene Ontology annotation, cellular component: Ski complex. NCBI's taxonomy places the organism in Eukaryota, Metazoa, Arthropoda, Insecta, Phasmatodea, Bacillidae. The record is from RefSeq and is a predicted model, not a curated record. The transcript has 18 exons. Gene Ontology annotation, biological process: nuclear-transcribed mRNA catabolic process, 3'-5' exonucleolytic nonsense-mediated decay. Gene Ontology annotation, molecular function: RNA binding; RNA helicase activity; ATP binding. The coding region runs from base 158 to 3754 and encodes 1198 amino acids.